CUUCUAAUCAAACACCACAUUUUUCUACCCAACAUCAAAUAGCCAAUUUUUACAAAUGUUGAAUGACGACUAGAAACUAGAAAUUAGAGACAUCGAGUUCUAACGCGUUUAUUAUAUUAAACAGUCAGUGCUAUCGUAAAAAUCAAUCUGCCAACACCAGACUAGUCAAAUACUCAAAUUAAUUAAACUUAUUUUUCCAAAACUCAAAUUUUAUUUCACUACAAUUUUCAGGAUCCUUUCACUCCUUUCUCUGGGAGUUCUACCAUUAAACCGUAAACUUCAAGUCCAGUAUUCAAAUCAAUUGUGUCUUUCUCAACUGCUCCAUCAUAAAGAUUGUCCCCACAAAGCGGGGUUUCGAGGAAGGAUCCAAUUAUUUGAUAUAGAUGCAUGCUUAACAUACUUUGUUAAUUUGGUUAUGCUUAACAUACUUUUAGCAUGCCCAUGACACUCCUAAUCUUGUUGUAGCUUUGUGUAAUUGAUUGGUGCUGGAGCUAUCUGUGGUCGCGUGGUUUUCCCUCCACAGAUGAUAUUGUGUUCGAACGAGGAAUUUUUAGGAUAUGGGUUGAGAAUUGAGAUGCUUAUAUUGUCCUUGGAGAAAAAGAGAUGAUCGGCUUUUUUGUCGUGGAAUUUGGUUUUAUUGAGUCCCGCACUAAGAAAAUGGUAAUAAGAUGCUAGUUACAUGAACCCGUUGAGUGAUCUAGCUUGUGUCUCUUUUCAUCGCUCUUGGCUUCACGUGCUUUCUAAAUUGGGGUUGCAUGUACAUUGUUCAUUGGUGAGUGUUACUUUGCCUAGGAAAGAAGUCGACGCUAUUUGUUAGAGUUAGUGAUGAAGGCAAUGAAGAAAUGGUAUGCGGGCGUUAUGGUUGCGUCAAUCUUUAUGUUGUUGAUGCUACGAUAUACCAUCAAGCAAAAUCCAACUGGGAAAAUUUCUUUGACAGGCUCUGUUUCAGUCAAUACGACUAAUCCAUUUGAAUGGGUUAAUACUAAUCCUCUCGAAUGGAUAAGCUCUACUGCUACACGUGAGGUUAAAAGUCAUCAGAUCGAAACACAAGUAAUUCCCGCAGAUAAUCUAACCUCUAGUCUUUUUGUUCGAAGGAACCUUACAAAGGAAGAGCGAAAUUCCUUGCUAACUUGGAACGAGCUGAAGCACUUGAUUAAUCAUUCUCAGGUUUUGCCAAAUUCCAUUGGAGCCGUCAAAGAAGCUUCACAUGCAUGGAUUGGCCUUAUGACUGCAGUUGAAGAGGAAAAGCUUCAUGCAAAUGACAGUACUUCCGGGAAAGUAAAAGAAAAACAGUGUCCACACUAUCUUAAGAGGAUGAAAGACUUAGAACUUAAUGACAGUGAUUUUAGGUUAGGGGUUCCUUGUGGAUUGACCCAAGGCUCUUCUGUUACGAUAAUUGGCAUUCCAAAUGGCUUACUUGGUAAUUUUCGGAUUGAUUUAACCGGGGAACAUAUUCCCGGAGAGCCAGAUCCACCUAUUAUAUUGCACUAUAAUGUUAGGCUGCAUGGAGAUCAGGUUACCGAAGACCCUGUUAUUGUUCAAAACACCUGGACUGCGGCACAUGAUUGGGGUGAAGAGGAUCGUUGCCCACCUUCUGAACCUAACAGUAAUAAAAAAGUUGAUGAGCUUGAUCAGUGCAAUGAAAUGGUGGGUAAGGAAUUCAAUCAAACAAUGAAGGCAGCCAUACAUGUGAAUGGUUCUAAAAGUUCUUCACAGAUUCAUGAUGGGUUCAAAAGAAGACGAUACUUCCCUUUCAGACAGGGCUAUCCAUUUGUUGCUACACUUAGGGUGGGGUCCGAGGGAAUACAGAUGACCGUUGAUGGGAAACACGUAACUUCAUUUGCUUAUCGUGAGACCUUGGAGCCUUGGCUUGUUAGUGAAGUUAGAAUAUCCGGAGAUCUGCAAUUAAUUUCAAUCAUUGCAAGUGGUCUACCCACUUCUGAAGAGUUGGACCAUGUUCGUGAUUUGGAAACUCUUAAGGCUGUUCCUAUUGCACAUGGAAAGCCUUUAGAUCUAUUUGUCGGAGUUUUCUCUACUGCUAACAACUUUAAACGUCGAAUGGCUGUCCGAAGAACUUGGAUGCAAUACCCACAAGUGCGAUCAGGGUCUGUUGCUGUGCGGUUUUUUGUUGGUUUGCAUAUAAACCAAAGAGUGAAUGAAGAACUUUGGAAUGAAGCCCGCACUUACGGGGACGUGCAGUUGAUGCCAUUUGUUGACUAUUAUAGCUUGAUUACAUGGAAGACCGUUGCCAUUUGUAUUUUUGGAACACACGUCGUUUCAGCAAAGUAUGUCAUGAAGACAGAUGAUGAUGCUUUUGUUCGUGUUGAUGAAGUGAUAGCUUCCAUGGAUAGGAUUAACGUGACUCGUGGAUUACUUUAUGGGCUCAUCAACUCUGACUCAAGACCUCAUCGGAGUCCUGACAGUAAAUGGUUCAUUAGUUAUGAGGAAUGGUCUGAAGAAACUUACCCGCCUUGGGCACACGGUCCUGGUUAUGUUGUGUCACAUGACAUUGCAAAGGCUAUCUCGCAGAGACAUCGAAGCGGGAAAUUGAAGAUGUUUAAGUUGGAGGAUGUGGCAAUGGGCAUCUGGAUUGCGGACUUGAAGAAAGAAGGGCUCAACAUCAGGUACGAGAACGAGAUAAGAGUGUAUAAUGAGGGAUGUAAGGAUGGAUAUGUUGUUGCACACUAUCAAGGACCACGAGACAUGCUAUGUUUAUGGCAAAAACUUCAAGAAGCUAAACGCGCUUUCUGUUGCGGAGAUGGUAUGAGCUGAGAUUUUUUUUGUGACAUCUGACUGAUGAUAGAACAACCCAUUUGGUUUCGGCAUAGAUUUAGUUGUAGGACGUAGUGAUACGCGUUAGUAGGAUUUGCAUAUAGAGAAGGCAUUAGCUUAUUCUUUUACCCCUCGACUCUUUGAGGGCGAGUAGUUUGCUUUCGAUGGGUUCAUUUAGCCAUAUUCAGGUUUGUAUCAUAUUUGAAGUUACAUAUGUAUCUAUUGGUUCUUGUAUAGAAGUAGAAGAGGGUGGAAAUUAUUAUGCAUCUUUAAAGCUACCAAGUUACCUUGAAUGGUUAUUAUCCUUUUUUUUCUUCUUGAGUUUUGUGAAGAUUUUAUGGCUAUUUUUUUUCAAAUUUUGGAAAUUAUGUUCGUAUAUAACCUUCUACUUCCAACUAAUGUUAUUAAUUGAAUUUAUACAUUGGAUAAUGUGCGUAAUUACAUUAGAUCAAAUCACAUAUGUGUAGAAAGGGAACGAACAUUAGUAUUUUUUAAGUACAUGAUAGGCCGUCUGAAGAAGAGAGUUAAGGAAGGGAUAGUAAAAUUGAAUUAAAAAAUCUUGCCUAAGGAAAGAGAUACAUGUUUUAGCUGAAAUAAGAUUUGA
Molecule: messenger RNA, 3376 nt
Organism: Amaranthus tricolor (Joseph's coat)
Lineage: Eukaryota; Viridiplantae; Streptophyta; Magnoliopsida; Caryophyllales; Amaranthaceae
Product: beta-1,3-galactosyltransferase GALT1
Exons: 8
Coding region: 826-2772 (648 amino acids)
Cellular component (GO): Golgi membrane
Molecular function (GO): galactosyltransferase activity; carbohydrate binding
Source: RefSeq, a predicted model, not a curated record